Messenger RNA from Plenodomus lingam JN3, 1698 nucleotides. RefSeq lists its product as uncharacterized. NCBI's taxonomy places the organism in Eukaryota, Fungi, Ascomycota, Dothideomycetes, Pleosporales, Leptosphaeriaceae. The record is from RefSeq and is a predicted model, not a curated record. Gene Ontology annotation, cellular component: proteasome regulatory particle. Gene Ontology annotation, biological process: proteasome-mediated ubiquitin-dependent protein catabolic process.
AUGGGUGACCCACAGUUCGCCAAGUAUCCCGACCUGCAACUGUCGCAGCACAUCUUCCAGCUCACCAAUCCCGCUGCCUCCAAGUCCGCCAAGCAAGCCUCGCUCAAAUCGGUCCAAGAUGCCAUCGCCGAACACAAGAUGGCGCCGCUGUACCGGUACCUGGCCCAUCCCGCGGAAGGCGUAUUGAACACACCAGGUGAGGGUGGGGCAGAGCAAGCCACAAGCCAUCGAAGACCCUCGGCCAGCCUGGCCAACAUGCUCGCUACGAAGAAGCCGUCACUUGAAAUACCAUUGGCCUGGGAUGAGAAGCUUUACCAGAGCUUGAGUGCGGAGAACGAGAAGGAGUUAGAAGCCAUACAAAAGGAAGAGGAUGAGGCAUCAGAAAAGGCAGGCGAGACAGAAGUUCAGGCGGCUCGAGGUAAGCGGGCAGAGCUCUACAAUCGCAUCGGAGACAAGGACAAAGCGAUUGCAAGUUACGAGGCCAUCUUCGAAAAGACUGGCAUUCUAGGCACCAAGAUCGAUCUCGUGCUCGCCAUAAUACGUGUCGCCCUCUUCUUUGGCGACAGGAUACUGGCAAAGAAGACGAUUGACAGAGCAAGCGCUCUGAUUGAGAGCGGUGGUGACUGGGACCGCCGCAAUCGUCUCAAGGCCUACACUGGGCUACACUACCUCACCGUUCGAUCGCACGCACAAGCGGCACCCCUCCUACUCGACAGCCUUUCCACAUUCACCAGUUACGAGCUGUGCAGCUACUCCAAUCUCGUCGUCUAUGCCAUCCUCGCUGGCUCCGUCUCACUGAAGCGUGUCGACUUCAAGUCCAAGGUCGUGGACGCACCCGAGAUCAAGGCUAUUGUCGGUACAUCGGAGGAGAAGCUCUCGGCCCUCUCCGGGCAGACAUCAUCUGGUCCUGGAGCCGGUGAUGAGGAGAUGACGGAUGCUGCGUCAGGGUCCACUGCCACGCCAGCACCCACCCUUGUGAACCUCACCACUCUUGGUGGUCAGCAAGAGAAGGAGGCGCCGAUUGAAUUUGCGCCCCUCGCCAAGUUGGUCAAGAGCUUGUACGAGGGUGACUACAAGGGCUUCUUUGGCGCUCUUGGCGAGGUCGAAGUCAACUUCCUUAGCCAAGAUCGGUACAUGUACGAGCACCGUGGUUGGUAUGUGCGUGAGAUGCGACUGCGCGGCUACCAGCAGCUCUUGCAGUCGUACCGAGUCGUCGGCCUGGAGAGCAUGGCCAAGGACUUUGGUGUCACGGUGGACUUUCUCGACAAGGACCUCGCGAGAUUCAUUGCGGCAGACCGCAUACCCUGCACCAUCGACCGGGUCAAGGGCAUCAUCGAGACCAACCGACCGGAUGACAAGAACAAGCAGUACGCAGACGUGGUGAAACAGGGCGAUCAAUUGAUCACCAAGCUGCAAAAGUACGAAGCCGUUGACCGGUACCAACUCUGGGGUGGCACAGAUGGGCCAAGGUUGGGUGAGCCGGCAGCUGAGCCGGCCCCCCAAUCUGCACUCGUGGAGAAUCGGCAGGAUCCGUGCGGGCGGGCGGGUUUACGGUCUACGGUGUACCCGAUUGACAGUCAGGAGAAGCAGGGUCCAGUCGCCAAUAAUGUCGCCGUCAUGGGCUCAGACGAGCAUCAGCAGCCUUCGCGCCCACGUCUCGAGUUCACGGCUGCGGCCGGGUGUGAUUGCCGCGCGUGA